ACUAUUUGGCAUGUUUGUCAAGCCAAGUAAUUACAUUCUUAAAAGGGAAUUGAGUGUAAUUGGAGGGGUGUAAUUACACUCUCCAAUUCUCAAGGGGGGGUUGAGAAUUGGGUGUAAUUACACCCUGUAAUUACAUGCCUAACUUUUCAGAUAUCUUUUUUCGGUCAUUAUUUCAUCUGGAAAACAAAAGGACAUAUCAUUUCUUUCCAACAAACGGCAACAGUGCUCUUCACUUCAACCUCCAACUAAGAUCUUUUCUUUCCCCUUUUUUUAUUUCAUAUAUUUGAUUUCUUGGUAGCUAAUUUAUGUAUCUAAUCUUUGUAUUUUCUCCUACAUGUUCCUGAAGAAUAGAAUACAAGAACUAAAAUUUUCUCUAAUUUCUGAUAAUAAUAUAAGAAAUAAUUUUUUAAAAUAUUAAAAUUUAUUUACCUAAGCCUAGUCUCAAGUAAAUUAUUAUUUGAUAAAAAAUAUGUUGAUGAGAUAUCUCAGUACGACCUAUGUACAUUCCAUUUUUUUUUUUUUUUUUUUUUUUUUUUUUUAGCAUAGGUAUGCUCUACAAACAUUCUUUAGCUCUAAAAUUAGCAAGAUCCUCACUGUUCUUAUGAUGCUAUAUGACGUUGGAUGAUAUUAGGGGAAAACUUGAUUUAGUUUUAAUUGACUUGAGGUGAGCUUUUGGUUGAAUGGCAUUCUUUGUAUUUUAAAUUAUUAGCUUCUAUACAGUGAGUCUUGAAGGUGCAAAUGUCAAAUAGGUUAAGCUAGAGCACAAAAGGGGAACUUGUUUAAAUAUUGUCUGUAUUUGAGCAAUGGGUAACAAAUAAAUUAGGUAACUUUCCUUUAUAAUUUCAUUUAUGUAGGAUGACAAUUAGCCAACCACCUAAGGUUGGAAAACCAUACACCAAAUGGAGUGAAGUUCAAGACGAACAUUUCAUUUAUUUUAUUGCUGAACAAGUUAAGUUGGGAAGAACGCAACAAGGAGGAUUAACGACCGAAGGAUGGGAUGGUGUAGAAAGAGAAAUGAAUAAGCUAUACGGGGACAAGUUAGAUAAGACUAAAAUGAAAAAUAGGAUGAGGACAUUGAAGAAAACAUAUGCUACUAUGAAGAGAAUGAUACAACAUAGUGGAUUUGGGUGGAAUGAGGAAACUCGAAAAGUUGAUGCUGAAGAUGAUGUCUGGGAGCAGUACCUUGCAGCUCACCCAAAAGAUGCUCAAUAUAGAACAAAGAAGCUGCCAGAUUAUAGUACUUUGGCUUUGAUUUUUGGAGAUACCGUUGCUGAUGGUAGGAAUGGGUGUGAAAUUAAUGAUGCUGAGGAUUUUCAAAAUGAGUUUUCCGAUGAUGAUAUAACUGCUGAAAAAGUUACUACACCUGCUUCUGAAGAUGUACAAUUUGUGGACAAUGACCAUGGAUGUUUUGAUCAGAAUAUAAACUUUACGAGUAAUGAAGUAACUCAAUCAUCUAGUCAAGAUAAGAGAGCAGGAAAACGACGUUUAGCUGAGCAACCAACUUUGACAUCACGUCCAAAAAGAAUUAGAAACUCUAUUGGAAGCAGCUUGGCUAAAUCUGUUGAUAGAUGGACAUCAAUAGCUGAGGAACAAAUAAGGCUACAACAUGAACCAAAAAACACGUCUGCGGAGAAAUUAAUGCCUUUGAUAUUGGAACUAGGCUUGUGUGAUGAAUGGAAUAUACAAAUUAUUGACCUCCUAACAAAUGAGAGAAAUGCUGAAUUCUUUGCUGCUAUGGCUCCAGAACUUCGGAAGAAAUGGGCCACGAGCAAACUUGCUUUAUUUGAGUGAUGUCGUUAAAAGCAUGUUUUGUUGUUUGAGCAAUGUUAUGGGCUAGUAUCUUGUUCUCUUUUGGAUUAUAUAUUCCUUGAGUUUUGCUGGAAACUUAUCAUAUGUUUUGUUGAACUUUGACAUGAAAAUAUUAUGUUAUCUCUUUUUUGUUUUGAA
Lycium ferocissimum is the source of this 1947-nucleotide messenger RNA. RefSeq names its product L10-interacting MYB domain-containing protein-like. NCBI's taxonomy places the organism in Eukaryota, Viridiplantae, Streptophyta, Magnoliopsida, Solanales, Solanaceae. The record is from RefSeq and is a predicted model, not a curated record. The transcript has 2 exons. The coding region runs from base 856 to 1791 and encodes 311 amino acids.